This is a messenger RNA of Fusarium venenatum, 2025 nucleotides long. Its product is annotated as mediator of RNA polymerase II transcription subunit 1-domain-containing protein. Gene Ontology annotation, molecular function: transcription coregulator activity. Gene Ontology annotation, biological process: regulation of transcription by RNA polymerase II. Gene Ontology annotation, cellular component: mediator complex. The record is from RefSeq and is a predicted model, not a curated record. Lineage: Eukaryota; Fungi; Ascomycota; Sordariomycetes; Hypocreales; Nectriaceae.
AUGGCGACACCAACAGCUGUGAAGCACGCUUCACAACAAGGCCGCACCCCCUCGCAACUCGCCGCCGCAACUCCUCCCGUGUCGACACCUUUCUCGAACCCCGCUCACGCUGCUUUCUCCCCUCGAGGGCCGAAAUCUUCGCCUCAGCAGUUCAAGAAGUCGCCUGCCGCAUCAUCACUCAUGGCGCACAUGUCUAAUGUCCCCCUGAACUUCGAUAGCCCUUCCACGGCUGCUGCUAUGGGCGCUCUUGGAAUUGCAGGCGGCCUUGACGUGAACCUGAACAAUGUCGAUGUUGGAAAUCUGAGUGGAUUGCCAUCUCUCGUAAACGAGGACGACAAGCUCAAGCGGUUGGAAGCGAUUAUCGCAACCUUGGAUAAAAAGAAGGGACUCGUAAGCGAGGCUGGUCUGGAACGUCUGGCCCAGCGCAUAGGGCUCGACUGCCUCUCGGAAGACACCACAGCACCUGACGGCCGAAAACAAAGAACUCUCGUUAUAGCAGGUUCGGCUAUUCAGCUGGACAUCAUUCUGGACAACAAUAUCGUCGAAAAUAUUUCUCUUGCAUUUCCAGAAUCUGCUGCAUCGGUUACGAAGCACGUCAGCCGAGCAAGUGAAAUUCUUCUAAAAGACUUGCAACUGCUCCCGAAUCAGAGUCCAUUGACGAAAACCCUCGAUGAGUUCGCAGUUAACCUUGAGCGUUUAGCUGUUCUGGAUAAGCUCAGUAUCAUUCCCGGACUCGAUUGCCAUGAAGCAAUAACGGGCAUAUAUGCGAGCCUGGAAAAACUUCAUCAGUGGGAUGUGGCUAAGCUUCGCGAAGAGCCAGGAAUGAGCAACAAGUCCAACAGCGCCUUAUCCACAGCAGCAAUGUGCGCACGACAUGGCUGCCCCGUCAUGCACUCAAAAGAUAGAGUGGGAGUAGCACUGCAAUAUUGGAAGGUUCUUCGCCACAUCGAGCCAACAAAUGAGCAGAUGGCUUUGUUCACUGCAUCUCAAGAACAAGUCUGGUCGCUCCUUAUCGGAUGUGCUCCGAUAGUGGAUGAGGUGAUGCCUGUGCGAGUCUCCGAGGACUGGAUUUCCAAGGACAUUGUAAAGGCAGAACCCUCAAUGGAUCCCAAGCGGCCCAAUCUGGAUUGGCAACAGCCCGGCAACGUUGUGCUCCCAUCCACAGAAGAGAACAAGAAUGCAGGAAUGGAAGUGCUUCAGCCUGACCUCUCCACAGCAAGGGUACCGCAAGUCAUGUUCACUGCUACGUUUGACCCGCCAAUCAUUAUGUCUCACAACGAUUGGUCGCACUUAUACAACAUUAUCAACAUCAAGGCACCGCAACUUUACGGAUACUUGCCAACCUUUGACAGUCUGCUCUUUCCCAUACCUUCAGGCAGCAGUCAGGACCCUAGUGAGCUCCGCGCAAUCUCCCGUAAACGCGACGUCCGUAUCUACGACAAAGAUCAGAAAUUGGCUGUCAAACCCCAUCGCAACACGCUGUAUAUUUAUAAGCAGGUAUACUCGCACAGGGUUACUGAGAUCCCCUUCUCUCAUCCCCAACAGCUUAUCUAUAUGCUCCCACUUCUUCGACAGUAUGCUUUCCUUUCAACUUUGCUUGAGAACAGCUUUGGGUCGGAGACUAAAGAGGUUGGGCCGCUACCUAAGCCAGGGAAUGCCGCGGUACGUCCACCCAAGUCUAACAUCACUACCCGGGACGAGCUGGCAGACUUUAUGAAAUCAGCCUCUGUUUCUGACAACAAUGCAUCUCCCUCCUCCCCGGAGCUGAAAUUCGACGUCACUCUAUGGGUUCAUCCAAUGCCUCACCUACAGGUUGUCUUUCCCUUCAAGAACUCGAUCGCCAAUAUCUCUCUGAAGAUCCUGGAGGAUGGAGUUGUCGAGAUUGCUGAAGAAAACGUUCUUCCUCGUGUCGAAAGUGAAAAGAGACAGGGUAAGGAACUUACACGGGCGGACCUGGGUAAGGUGCUGGAACACAUGGAGGACCUGUGCAAAUGGGCAGAAUGGAUUCGUACAAGACUCGCAUGA